Messenger RNA from Prunus armeniaca (apricot), 471 nucleotides. The record is from the annotation of a GenBank genome assembly. NCBI's taxonomy places the organism in Eukaryota, Viridiplantae, Streptophyta, Magnoliopsida, Rosales, Rosaceae.
AUGCACGGUAACUUGGUUGUCCUCAACUUAUUCCUCUCAAAUCAUAUAGAAGCUGUAAUCGGGCCACUUCCUGGAGAGACUCAGAUGAUCUGGAAGUGCACAAAGACUAAAGCCAUAUUCCAAGGUCUGCCUGCCUCAAGUACUGCCCUCAAAGUGCUCUUUGAUGGCUGGGAUUCCUGGGCUGUUUAUGCAGGGGUAGAGGCCAAGAAUUUCAUGGUGCAAACCAUCAAAGACAUCAAUGCUCAAGUCAUAGAAGAUCCCUCCUCGACGAAGAACAUAGGUGGACAAGCUAUCCAGGCUGGAGAAGUGAUUGUCACUUCUGUCAUAACUGCUGGAGACUUGGAGCUUCCCUUUGGAGAUGAGGAGGAUGAAAUUCUAGCAGAACAGCCAGCUGUUGAGGUGACUCCUUCUGGCAGAAAGAAUAAGAGAAAAGAGACUACUCCAGCUCAUGAUAGUGUUGUCCAGCCUUAG